AAGAAUUUAGCGUACCGAGCAACAGGGAAAGUUUGGAGUUUCACUUUUAGCGAGAAUGUUUCGUCGCGAGAAACCCCUUGCAUUAAAAAGCAGUGCAUCAGCAUUAGCUAACAAUCUUUCUGCUUUGAUUACUCCCGAGAAGGACUCCCUGAAUUACGCGGUGGUACAUAAAGCUGUUGUGAACAUCAUUUCCUCCACGACCGAUGGCUCGUCAGUCACCAACAAGCAAGUGAUAUGUAAGGAACCGUCAGCAACUCACCAGACCACACCAAUGAUUUUACAAUGUAAGUGGAUACAGUUGCCGGUGAGGACUGUACUGGUGCUAACAACACUCCGGGGUAUACAGAUAUACGAAUAUGAUGGAUCGGCCAUGAUCUAUUUCCAUGCCUUGGGCAAUGUUCACAGCUCUGAGGCGUCAGAGUAUGGUAAUUUUGGAAGAGGAAUUUCAUGUGUAGGGGACAAUUUCCUGUGUGUAGGAACACAAUUGGGAGAAAUAGCAGUUUUUGAUAUUCCACAAAAGGGACCUAACAUAAACAUGAAGGAAAGUUUGACAGGUCACAAAUAUCCUGUAUGUGACCUUGCCUCGGAAAGAAACACACUGAUAAGUUCUGAUGAACAGGGCAGUAUCAUUUUGUGGUCACUUAACGACACAAGUAUCCGACAGCGUCAGUUUAUCCAAGGAUCCGGUGAUCCCUGUAGCUGUCUGUGUAUAUGGAAGGAUAUCAUCGUAGGAGGGUUUGGUAAUGGUCAACUGAAGGUAUACAGUGCCAAAACAGGAAGGCUAGCAGCCCUGGUCAAUGCCCAUGUACGCUGGAUUAAUGCCCUGGACAUAGCCUCAGAAAGUGGAGAGCUUCUUUCAGUGAGUGAUGAUACGUAUGCAAGGAUCUGGAAACUGAAAGCAGGGGAGAAUCCCGAGAUUGAGUUUAGUUUUGGUGAGAGUGUUACAGACUUACAGCUGUGUGGUGGACAGUUUGUACACAAGGCAGGCAUGGGAUUUUGUGUCACCGGUUACGACAGCUCCGAUCUGGUAUUCUACCUCAGAAACUAGCCUACAUCCCAUAAUAGAACCCUUAAUAAUAAAAGAUAUUGUAUUGUUGUUUGUAUGCUUUAAUUGUGUUGGAGAAAAGUUUCCUGUGAUGUCAAAUUUAUCUAAAACUCACUUUAUUAAGGGUGUAUCCCUUCACUUUGGUUAUUUCUCAGACAGCCGGAAAAAGAACAAAUGUUACACACUCUGAUUACUAAGUUAACAUACCUGCCAAGUCACCUGUAUUUGUGCAGGUCCAUCAGAGUGUGACCUACAGGUCUAUCAGAGUAUGACCUACAGGUCCGGAUCCAUCAGAGUGUGACCUACAGGUCCCAGAGUGUGACCUACAGGUCCGGAUCCAUCAGAGUGUGACCUACAGGUCCAUCAAAGUGUGACCUACAGGUCCAUCAGAGUGUGACCUACAGGUCCGUCAGAGUGUGACCUACAGGUCCAUCAGAGUGUGACCUACAGGUCCAUCAGAGUGUGGACUACAUAAUCUGCACAGACUGUUGUAUAUUUUGGAAUCUCUUGCACUACAUAUCCUAGCAUUAAAAAUGUUUUAAAAUCACCGCUUUAACUUAUAAAUACCCCUCAAAAAAAUAUCUACUAAUAUAUUUAAAGGCAACUUUUAAUAGCAUACUUCUGAUUUUGAUGACUUAGAAACGUUUGAAUGCUGAAAUGACCUGCCAUUAGCUUGCUUGACCUACAUUUUGGCCAUCUCUGGUGUCAUUUCAUUGUUGAGAACUUGUGCCACAGAAAACCUCUGUAUGAUCACAUGUCAAACUUAUAUCUGACACGCGACCAUACAGAGGUUUUCUGUGGCAGAAAUUGCAUACUUUCCAAUGUUGUCUUGUCCUGCUACUUCUAAGCAUGAUUAUUUAUCAAGUGAAAAUAUAGAAAAUAUUGUGAAAGAAAUUUUUAGACAGUUUUCUUUUAUACUGCAAUGUCUGUUUCAAAGGUAACAUUCAUGAUUUCAGAAUAAUUGACCAAAAAUGUAUGAAAUGUAAAAGACCUUUAAUUUUGUAUUGGACUGUAAGUCAAGAAAUGUGAUAAUGAUGUGUAGACAUCUGUUGUUUACUCAUUCACCCCUGAAAUUUUAUAAUGAACUAUUCCAACCUUUGAAUUGGAAGAGUUUAAAUGUGUCUUCAGUGGUGAAUGAGUUAAUGACAUAUUCUGUUAAAUAUUCAGAUUUCCAGACUUCUGAACAUAACAGAAUUAUCUUUAAAAAGUUGAGAAGAUGUUUCCUUGUCAGGUUAAAUAUUGAGAAAUUUCAUGAAACUCAUAUUUAUUUGGUUGCUAUAUCAUUGAAUAGAUGUGAUAUUUCUGAGUGUUACAGAUGUUGAGUGUUCACCCCUAGGUAGCUUUAGUAGACUCUACCAUACAUUUUUCAGGGUGAGUCCAUUAUUGUCUACAGUGUUGAAAGGAGUAUUUGGUAAACAUUUUGUUAUAUCUGUGACAACCAUGUUCACGGCUGAGCAUCAGUUCAGAUUUUGUAUUUAUCAAUGUGCAAUUUGUAUUUGAAUAACAUUUUAUGUGAUAGAAAUAAAAAAAAAAUAGGCGUUGGCUGUUAUGUGUUCACACGGUGCAUUUAUAACUCUCUAGCCUUUCUUAGAUAUUUUUUAGAUAUUUUCACUUUUUUUCAUAGAAGUCAUAUAAUUUUUAUGUAAUACUUUGGUAUAAAUGUAAUUUUUCUGAAAGCCUUAUCAAAGUACAUGACCAAAAUCCUUAUUUUCUUGAUAUUAAUAACUCUUUAGAAUUUAUUUAUUUUUGAUUUACUUUCAUUAAUGUACUCCAUGUAAUCCACAUGAAGAAUGCUACAGAGCGUAUGUUGUUUACUUCAAAUCCUUUUAUAAUAGUUUGUAAAAAAAUGACCCAAGAUUUAAUCAUCUAUAUUUUUUUGCUCCGAGACAAAUUAAAUUUUUAUUUUCAGUAUUUAGUAAAACAUAUCAAACUUUUAUAUCCCUCUGUGGAGAUUUUUUCAGGAAAUCCGUCCAAACAUUCAUCACAUAUAGAAUGAUGUAAACAAUCAUGUUUGAGAAACAUAAACAGAGUCUGGUUCAGACAGAAGUCCAGUUUAGGCAGAAGUCUGGUUUAGACAUUAGUCCGGUUAAGACAGAAGUCUCGUUUGGACAGAAGUCUGGUUAAGACAGAAGUCUGGUUUAGACAGAAGUCUGGUUAAAACAGAAGUCUGGUUCAGACAGAAGUCCAGUUUAGGCAGAAGUUUGGUUUGGACAGAAAUCUGGGUUUAGACAGAAGUCUGGUUAAGUCAGAAGUCCAGUUUGAACAGAAGUCUGGUUAAGACAGAAGUCCAGUUUAGGCAGAUUGAUUGUAUUUGUCACUUGUUUAUACCCAGGCCGAGGCCAGACACAGAAUUGCUUUGGUAGAGAUGACAGAACAUCAACUUUGACUUCUUGAUCCGUUUUUUGGUCCUUUUGUUGGAGGUACAGUAUAUUGAGAAAAAUGGUGAUAGAGUUGUUGAUGUAUGAUAUUAAGAUGACUAUUGUAUUGGUUUGUGAGUUCUAGUAUCUCUGUAUUACAAUGUUCUCCUUUAAAUGUGAAAUAUAUUGUUACAGCUGUGUUUUCUCAGAAUUAAUGAAAUAUUUUCAUUUAUGUCAUUGUGCUGUGUUCCACAGCAGGUAAAACUGUAAUAGAUUAUGCUCCUUUAAUAUCUCUAUCUAGAGUAGAACCAUGUGCAGAAGGUCUGUUAUUAUAUCGGAAUUGUAGAAGUCACUGGACUAGUGAAAUAUUAAAAAAAAAAACUUUUGUACAGGUGAACAAAUUCACGGAAAAAAAAUCUGAAAUUCUUAUAUUUGAUGCUAAAUAAUGUUGUUUUAAUUAUCAAAACAAGAUGGAACGAAUAAAAAUUAUACGGAGGAAAAUACUACAUUUGGUAGCAAGCCUUGUGAUGUCACAAUUGAAAUGACAUCAUAAAAUGAAUGUUGAACUACAUAUUGACCAACAUGCAACUUCUGUUUGACUGUAAAAGGGGUGUGGUGUGGUGUGUAGAAAUCGGUUAUGUUUUAUAUAUAUGUAGUUCUGUGCUUUUGCAUUUCGGAUGUCAUCAAAUAAAUUUAUAACUUGUA
Messenger RNA from Mizuhopecten yessoensis (Yesso scallop), 4107 nucleotides. Its product is annotated as WD repeat-containing protein 54-like. Bases 56 to 1048 code for a protein of 330 amino acids. Gene Ontology annotation, molecular function: protein binding. The transcript is spliced from 9 exons. The record is from RefSeq and is a predicted model, not a curated record. Lineage: Eukaryota; Metazoa; Mollusca; Bivalvia; Pectinida; Pectinidae.